This is a messenger RNA of Pipra filicauda (Wire-tailed manakin), 4763 nucleotides long. It is a transcript of the gene TTPAL, whose product is annotated as alpha tocopherol transfer protein like. Gene Ontology annotation, cellular component: membrane. The record is from RefSeq and is a predicted model, not a curated record. Gene Ontology annotation, molecular function: phosphatidylinositol bisphosphate binding. Lineage: Eukaryota; Metazoa; Chordata; Aves; Passeriformes; Pipridae. Bases 68 to 1087 code for a protein of 339 amino acids. The transcript is spliced from 5 exons.
GCCGUUCCGGGGCGGCGGGGCCGGGACGCGGCGCUGCUGCUGCGGGAGCUCCGAUUCCUGCUGCAUUAUGUCAGGAGACAGCGACUGCACCAGGACAAGUCCAUCAGCAGGGUCUCCAUCAGACAACGAGCUCUUGCCAGAUCGGCCAAAGUAUGUUUGUUCACUGUCUCCUGAUCUCGUUACCAAAGCCCGGGAAGAGCUCCAAGAGAAACCUGAAUGGAGGCUCCGUGACGUGCAGGCGCUCCGGGAUAUGGUGUGCAAGGACUAUCCCUCCCUGGGGACGUGCCUGGACGAUGCUUUUUUGCUGAGAUUCCUCAGAGCCAGGAAGUUCGAUUACGAUCGAGCGCUUCAGCUCCUGGUGAACUACCACACCUGCAGGAGGACCUGGCCCGAGGUGUUCAGUAACCUGAAGCCAUCUGCAAUAAAGCCUGUCCUGGAGUCAGGCUUUGUCACUGUGCUGCCUCAUCGGGACCCGGAGGGACGUCACGUCGUCUGCAUCCGCCCAGACAGAUGGACACCCAGUAAUUAUCCGAUUACUGAGAACAUUCGUGCCAUAUACUUAACCUUAGAAAAACUCAUUCAGUCCGAAGAGACCCAGGUGAAUGGAAUUGUAAUCCUGGCAGACUACAAAGGAGUCAGCUUAUCUAAGGCGUCUCAUUUUGGUCCUUUUGUAGCCAAAAAAGUGAUUGGAAUUCUUCAGGAUGGAUUCCCCAUUCGAAUAAAGGCUGUUAACAUAAUAAAUGAGCCUCGUAUAUUCAAAGGCAUUUUUGCAAUCAUCAAGCCUUUUCUGAAGGAAAAGAUAGCAAACCGGUUUUUCCUUCAUGGCUGUGACCUGAAUUCCCUUCAUCAAAACAUUCCCCCGGUGAUCCUUCCUGAGGAGUACGGUGGCACCGCAGGCAAGCUGGACAUCUCUGCGUGGAACGAGCUGCUGCUGGCCUCUGAAGAGGACUUCCUGCACGACUUCUCCCAGCUGGUGGUGGCCUGUGACAGCUCCCCCCACGACAUGCUCGUGAGUGGGGAUGCCGAUGAAAAGCAGUGUGAUGAUUCUCUGCGGGGCAUGAAACCUCAGCUCUAUUACUGCUACUGAGAAACCAGGGCAGGGGGGUUUGCCAGCAGUUCAGGUCUGCUCUCAUAGGUGAUGUUGUGAACUCUGCCUUACUCCUAAACCUGCAGUUUAGGGACAGACUGCUGAGGCACUUUACACUGUAGAACCAAAGGAAGCUGGAGAGGGCACAAUGGGGGCAGGGCAGAGUUCGGGGAGAAUAAAAGCGAAGAGCACAAGUUAUGUAGAAGACUUGAGGCUCAUCAACCUCCAGCUGAAUGAUGCAGAUGGCCUGUUCUUUCUAAUGAUAAAGGGAAAAAAAUAUUGCAGGAUCAUAAGCUUGAUAUUUUCUUAUCCCCUCCCCUCACAGGUGAAAAGUGACAAUGAUGAUUUACUAACUUUGUGAUCAUCUGUUCCCUUCCCCUUCUGCAAACACCAGUAACCCAAGAAAAGAAAAUGGCUUGUGAACCCUGCAAAAUACAGUUCUGUAGUGAAGAUUGCAUAAACCCAUAAAAGUCUUAACUUGGCCUGUCCUCUGUCACAUGGUUCAGAUUGUGAGUUGGCAUUUCUGAAAUAUCUCAGUGAAUAUUUGGCUUAAAUUAAUACAGAACAAAACUUAUUCACAAAUACCCAUAUGGAGAACAUCUCCAAAACUUCCUCACUGUAGGAGGAACUGUGACUGAUGGAUUAACUACUACAACAUCUAUACCAUGUUUGCACAACAGGUGCAAUCCUCACUUUCGGAAAGCAGGAAGUUUCUCAGAUAAGUCCUUUUGACUAGACAACAGCUUCAAAUAAUGAGGUUCAGGACCAAAUAAAAAAAAAAAGCUGUGUCAGGCACCUUCCCACAUUGUCAGUUCUUUUCUGGUUGUGAUGAGGAAUUGGGUAAGUACCUCCUCAUACCCAGAAUUCAUGAGGAGGCUUUGUAGCAGUUGGCAUGUGAUGUAUAGAAGGCAAUACUUCAUUGUAAGACAGCAAGGUGCUGCUUUAGCUUGUUACUUUGGGCUGAAUUUGAGUUUAAGUCUGUGAAACCAAAUGCAGACAGGCUUUUUAAAAGCACAUUCCUAAAUUUCCUGAUAUUGUAGCAUUUUGUUCACUGUGCUUGUUGGCUCUUUUGUGAAAUGUUACAAGUUUGUUUUUUUUAAACUGUGUUAACCUCUUUUGUCUUUGGUUGUCAUGUUCCUGUAUGAAGUUAGACUUGAGUCAUCUCUGUGAUAUUUACUCAUUGCUUGUAUGCCUGUGCUUCUAGGUCUUUGUCUAGAGACAGAACUAAGACUCCAGUGUCAAGCCAGGGUAAGAUACUGAUGUCUAAAUAAGCUGUUCCCACUCCCCAAGCUCUUUUUGUUUAAUGGUCUUGACUUAGAACUUAACUCUCAGCACACUCUUUGCACACGUUUUUCUGCACUAUAAUGGUGUGGAGAUGGGAACCUCACUAGGACCAGGAAAGUACACCCUGUCACUUCAAGGUGAGAUAUUUCACUAUUUGGUGGAAAAGAAUAUCCCUUCUAAUUGGGGACUUACUUCUAGAGCACUUUCUCUGGAUGAAAUCUUGAUUUAGUGCCAAAUGGGAUUAUAGGCACCAGUUAUGUUUCUGUAAAUAUAAACCUAAAGCAUCUUGAGGAUCUCAGACAUUCAUUUUUCAAAGUGCCAAACUCUGUUUUGGAUCUCUUUCUUCCUCUCAGUCCCCUUACAGCAUAACUGCAUUGCCAAAAAGAGCCAACUCUACCCCUGUAACGACUUCCUGACCUGGCAGCAGAUCUCAUCCUGGAACGAGGGGGUAGCAAAUGCCAUUCCUGUCAUCCAGGCUUUAUAAAAAGAGACUGGGUCUUGCAAAAGGGGUAAAACCAUGAAGCUUUUUUUUUCCUGGGUGGCAGUUCAGAAUUUGUGGAAGCAGAGGACUCAUCACGUGAACAGUUUUAGAUUAAAGGUGAGAAGAAAUUAAUUUUCCUUGGUGAAAUUAAUUCCUUGAUUUUUCUUACCUUUGUAAGUCAAUUGAAACUUUUCUUUGAUAGCUAUUACCUUUAGUGUGGAGAUAAAAAACCAAACUACCAUUUUCAUCUACUUGAACUAAGGUGAAAGAGUACUGCUAGCCACCUCCUCCUUUGUGACCACAAUGCUCUGUGUGUUUUGCAGAGAUUAAAUCAGAUUUUUGCCUCACAGCAAGGCAGUAACACACAGGACUUAGGGCAGGUCAGUGGCUGCCCACGCUGCUGAACUGCCAGAACAGAAAGGAUGGUGGUUUUUUGUUGUUCUUCUGCCUCUUAAUUCCAGUCACAAUGUACAACUAAAAAAAAUUAAAUAGGAUGGACCAUUUUUCCUGGAGAUGAAGGCCUGACUGACAGUGGUGCUGAGGGGUUGGAAGUGGUGGUAGUUCAGCAGUUAACUGCAGGAACAGCUGCUUUGAUCCCCUUAUGGAACUACUAGAGAGGGAGCUGGAAUACUCAAAAUUCAGUGUCCUUCAAAAAGAAAGGAAUCUAGUGGUGUUCAGCAGAAGACUGAGGAACCUCUACAAAACCCACCCCCUUUUCCAGGCUUUUGUACUCUCCUGCAUGCCUUAAAUAGCAGGCAGCCUAGAUCCACCUCACCUUCUUCUUUCCUCUGCUCACAGAGAAACUUAGAAUAAAUAACAUGAUUUAAACAUAAUAGAUAAGGCCACGUGGUUGUGCUGGCUUUGGGUGGGGUGGAGUUAUUUUCUUCACAGGGCCAGUCUGGUGCUGUGAGAGCCAGCAGCCCUGUGGUCCUUGGUUGCUGGCUGGAGUUAAACCCCCACAAUUAUCAAUGCUGAAAACUGCCAGUCUUGUGCCUCCAGAAAUUAUUUCUCUUAAAGCUGCCUGCUGGGCAGUUAUGUCAGGAUGCUUGAGCUAAGCCAGGCUUACCUUUAGCAAGCAUCUGUUAUUUCUAAUUUGCUCUUUCUUGGCUUUAGAACUCGGACAAAAGUUGCAGCUUCACUGAGCUGUGUUUCUCAUCCUGAACUGUCUCGAAAACCAGGCUUACAGGAAGCACAGCUCUGUGUUCUGUGCACCUGGCUACAGAGCUGAGAAUGUUCUUUGAGCUUUAGCACUUGCUAGUAAAGAAAUCAGUUUGUUCCCAGAAUUUCUCGUGUCAACAUUUGGAAAAACAAACACUUGUGUUUUAAAUAUAAACACAACUCUCCUUAUAUUUAAGAGAAGAGCUAGGAAAAGCUUACAGGCUGGGGGUGUUUUUUGCUUGGGGUUUGUUGUUUGUUGUUUUUUUUCUUACAGCACUACAACCAAUCUUUUUUCCCCACUUGAAAUAACUUUGUUUCCAGAGGUUAUAUGCCUUGCCCAGUACAUAAGGCCAUCCCUGACAAAUCCAAGACAUAAUAAGGGAAUAUACUUGAACUUCAUUGGCAUGAGGUGGGACAAAAGGUAGCUGCAAACUGUACAUUAAAGUACUUGAAUUUAUACUCUUGCAAACGGGUGUUAAGAGCCCUGAGGUAUUUUCAGGAACUGGCUUAAGUAUUGUUUUUGUUAAAUCUCAUUUUGGCAUGAGUUAAAUCGUAGUGUUACUCAAACUAGUAAUUUUGCCUUCUGUUGUAUGUGGGCCUAGAGGUGUUGGGUGGUUAAGUGUACAUCUUAUUUUGACAAAAUUUAUUUUUAUAUUGCAUUUUAUAAAAUGAAGUCGUCAAAAAUGUGUAAUUUUAUGAUGCAUGACUGGGUAAUUAAACACAUUGUAACAGCUGCUAAUUUGAUAUUUUCAA